Messenger RNA from Acipenser ruthenus (sterlet), 3380 nucleotides. Its product is annotated as tuftelin-interacting protein 11-like. The transcript has 14 exons. The record is from RefSeq and is a predicted model, not a curated record. Bases 247 to 2772 code for a protein of 841 amino acids. Gene Ontology annotation, cellular component: U2-type post-mRNA release spliceosomal complex. Gene Ontology annotation, molecular function: nucleic acid binding. Gene Ontology annotation, biological process: spliceosomal complex disassembly. Lineage: Eukaryota; Metazoa; Chordata; Actinopteri; Acipenseriformes; Acipenseridae.
ACCACGAAAAAAAACUUUAUUUACACGGUUGGGGUGGAACAUUUUAUUUGGGUACAUUGUUUCCGGAGGGCGGCGCGGACAGUAGCGGUACUAGUUCCUGGAAGCAGUUAGUGUUUUGUUGUUUACGUUGAUUUAAAAUGAACUUUAAAAUAAUUUGAGUCGUAUUUCUGUCACGUUUCUUUCCCUUGAUCUUGGGGAGACGUGCUUUUGUUUCUGUUGAAAGGCACGGAAGGAUAACCGGACAGGAUGUCGAUGUCGCACCUGUACGGGCGCGAUGAGGAGGAGGACGGGGUGGAGCUGGAGCGCUUCGAGGUCACGGACUGGGACCUCCAGAACGAGUUCAACCCAGAGCGCCGGCGCCACCGCCAGACCAAGGAGGAGGCCACCUACGGGAUGUGGGCAGAGCAUGACUCCGACGACGAGAGGCCCAGCUUCGGGGGCAAGAGGUCAAAGGACUACACCGCUCCUGUGAACUUCAUCAGCGCCGGGCUGCGCAAGUCUGCAGCGGAGGAGCGGGAGCAGAGGCAAAGCCAGCCGGACUCGGACGAUUCCGAUGACAUGGACAAGGGGAAGAGGGAGGAGAGACCGAGGGAGUCGGGGCCCAGGAAACUGCAGACGGGCGCGAGCUUCAAGGGAUCUCAGAAGGGGUUUGUGGGCGGGCCUCGCCUGGGACAGGAUUUCGCGAACUGGGAGCGACACACCCGUGGGAUCGGGCAGAAGCUGCUGGAGAAGAUGGGCUACGUCCCUGGGAGGGGGCUGGGCAAGAACGCACAAGGCAUCAUUAACCCCAUCGAAGCGAAGGUUCGCAAGGGGAAGGGAGCGGUGGGGGCGUACGGAGCCGAGAGGACCAAGCAGUCCCUGCAAGACUUCCCCGUGGUGGACUCCGAGGAGGAGGAGGAGAAGGAUUUCCAGCAGGAGAUGAGUCAGUGGCGGAGGGAGCCAGGCCAGGGCAGGAAGAAGCCUAAAUACUCGUACAGGACGGUGGACGAGCUGAAAGCCAAGGGCUACGCGAUGGGCAAGAGCAUGGCAGCGCCACCGACAGAGCUGGCACAGGUCAAGGUGAUUGACAUGACUGGACGCGAGCACAAGGUCUAUUCCAGCUACAGCCAGAUGAGCAACAAGCACAGCGUGCCCGAAGAGCCGCCCCUGCCCCCGGCCGGCAAGGAGCAGAAGAGCCCCGGCUUCACACUGCCAGAGCUGGAGCACAACCUGCAGCUGCUGAUAGACCUGACUGAGCAGGAGAUCUUGCAGGGAGCACGGAGGCUGCAGCACGAGCGUGACGUGGUGGUGUCCCUGUCCCACGAGAGCGAGACGCUGGCGGAGACGCUGUCCCAGGAGGAGGGGGCGCUGGAGAGGCUGGGCCGGGUGCUGGAGCUGGUGGAGCAGUGCGAGCGCAGGCUGAGCCCGGGGCCCGGCAGCACUGAGGAGCCCCUGUCUCUGGAGGACUGCGCGCAGCUCUUCGAGAGGCUGCAGGGGGACUUCUACGAGGAGUACAAGGCGUUCGGACUGGCUGACCUGGCUGUGGCCAUGGUGCACCCCCUGCUCAAGGAGCACUUCCGGGACUGGGAGCCGAUCAAGGACGGGAUCUAUGGGAUUGAGGUCAUCGGCAAAUGGAGGGCGCUGCUGGAGAGCGGGCAGAUGGCUCAUAGCCAGCCAGACAUGAACGCAAUGGACCCCUACCACAGGAUGCUGUGGGAGGUUUGGCUUCCCUUCGUGCGCGCCUCUGUGACUCGCUGGCAGCCCCGGAACUGCGGGCCCAUGGUGGACUUCCUGGAGAGCUGGGCGCCCAUCCUGCCCAUCUGGAUCCUGGAAAAUAUCCUGGAGCAGCUCAUCUUCCCCAAGCUGCAGAGAGAGGUGGAGAGCUGGAACCCCCUGACCGACACAGUGCCCAUUCACUCCUGGAUCCACCCCUGGCUGCCUCUGAUGCAGGCACAACUGGAGCCGCUGUACCCACCGAUCCGCAGCAAGCUAGCCAGCGCCCUGCAGAAGUGGCACCCCAGCGACAGCUCUGCCAAGCUCAUCCUGCAGCCCUGGAGAGACGUCUUCACGCCCGGGUCAUGGGAGGCAUUCAUGGUGAAGAACAUCGUCCCCAAGCUGGGGCUGUGCCUCAGUGAGUUUGUGGUGAACCCUCACCAGCAGCACAUGGACCCUUUCCAGUGGGUACUGGACUGGGAGGGCAUGCUGUCUCCCUCCAGCCUGGUCGGCAUGCUCGACAAACACUUCUUCCCAAAGUGGCUUCAGGUGCUGUGCUCCUGGCUCAGUAACAACCCCAACUACGAGGAGAUCACCAAGUGGUACCUGGGCUGGAAGUCGAUGCUAUCGGACGCCGUGCUGGCUCACCCCUCCAUCAAGGAGAAGUUCAACGAGGCUCUGGACAUCAUGAACCGCUCCGUCUCCUCUGGCAUCGGCGGGUACCUGCAGCCGGGCGCUCGGGAGAACGUCGCGUACCUCACACACACGGAGCGGCGCAAGGACUUCCAGUACGAGGCGAUGCAGGAGCGCAGGGAGGCAGAGAGCGUGGCUCAGCGUGGCAUCGGGGCCGCGGUCGCAGCCGCCUCCACCAUCCCCACCAACUUCAAAGACCUGAUCCAGGCCAAGGCCGAGGAGCACAACAUCGUCUUCAUGCCCGUGGUGGGCAAGCGGCACGAGGGCAAGCAGCUGUACACCUUCGGGAGGAUCGUCAUCUACAUCGACCGCGGCGUGGUGUUCGUGCAGGGAGAGAAGACCUGGGUGCCCACCUCCCUGCAGAGCCUCAUCGACAUGGCCAAGUAGGGGCGGAGGAGAGGAGGUGGCUGGAGCUGUGGCUUCAGUGCAGCUGUUCCCAACUGUGAGCAUCCUAGAAUUCAGGGGAUCUCCAGCUCCUGGUCUUUGUUCCAACCCUGUUCUGAACUGUUUCAUUGAACCAAUUGACCCUGGUGUAGUUUAUUAUCUCAUUGUACUUGUUAAACCUGGAGUGGAAUGACGAUCCAGGACCGUGAUUGGACACCCCUGUCCAAGAACAUCACUUUCAGGAGUUCCCAUGAGUUACGUCCUGUCUGUUUAAUGAUAUAGAGAACCAAUCACUUUAUUUUGUUGAUCAGAGAACUUUUACGGUGCAAUUUCAUGUUAACAGAUUUAUACUUUGGAGGGAUUUUCCAACCUGUUCUUGCACUUGGAUUUAAAAUGUGUUUUGUGAUAUGGAGGCAAACUUGCUCAGUGACCCUACUUUGAAUACACGACAAUAAAGAAUCAUCAUUCAUAUUGUUGCUGAGUACUUUGGUAACAGGGUUGCGUUAAUACAUACAUGCAGUUUUCAAUGCAUGGAACAGAUUCAUAUUUGUGUCUACUGUUGUCAUUUUUGAAUAUUAAAUUCACCUGAGGACAGGUAAAAACACCCCAAA